GUAACUGACGCUUGCACGCAUGCGCGCUGCGGAGCAGCAGUACAUUAGAGUGAUCAUGGCUCUGUGUGGAAGAGCCCUGCAGAAGCGUUUGGCUUUCAGUCGUAAUAUUCUCAAACCAACUGCGGUUUGCCACAAACGACAAAUAUCGGAAAGCUCAUCUCCUAAAUCUAAGGCCUCCGUCCAGACAGUUGACCAUGUUCUCUACACGCAAGAGCACUUUGCCCUGAAGGACUCACUGAGAAAGAUCAUUGAUCAGGAGAUCAAUCCUUAUGUGGACAAAUGGGAGGAGGAGGGCCAGUUCCCAGCUCACAAGAUCUUCAAGAUCCUAGGAAGUGCUGGAUUUUUGGGAGUCAACAAACCUGUGGAAUAUGGAGGUCUGGGACUGGACUUCAGCUACAGUGUGGCUGUGGCAGAAGAGCUGGGGAACAUCAACUGUGGAGGUAUUCCAAUGGCCAUCGGGGUUCAGAGUGAUAUGGCUACCCCCGCGCUAGCCAGGUUUGGAUCUGCAGAGCUAAAAAAAGAGUUCUUGCUGCCCUCCAUAAUGGGAGACAGAGUGGCAUGUCUGGGAGUGAGUGAAAUAGGCGCUGGCUCUGAUGUGGCGAGCAUAAAGACUAAGGCUGUGCGAAAAGGAGAUGAGUUUAUCAUUAACGGGGGAAAGAUGUGGACUACUAAUGGAGCACAAGCAGACUGGAUGUGUCUCCUGGCCAACACCAGUGAUGGGCCUCCACACAAGAACAAGUCCCUCAUCUGUUUACCCAUGGAUCUACCUGGAAUUCAAAUUGCUCGUAAGAUUGAUAAGCUGGGCAUGAGGUCGUCAGACACAGUAGAGGUGUUCUUCGAUGAUGUCCGGGUCCCCUGUAAAAACGUCAUUGGGCAAGAGGGAAUGGGCUUCACGUACCAAAUGCUCCAAUUCCAGGAAGAGCGGCUUUGGGGAGUGGCAAAUAUUCUGACGACAAUGGAAAAUGUGGUGCAGGAGACGAUUAACUACACUCGGCAGAGGAAAAUCUUCCACCAGCCGGUGCUGUAUCACCAGGUUGUGCAUUUCAGGCUGGCAGAGCUGCAGACUGAGAUUGAGCUACUGCGCUCCCUCCUAUACCGCUGCACAGCUCUCUACAUUAAAGGCAACGAUGUGACAAAGUUGGCAUCCAUGGCAAAGCUGAAGGCAGGCCGUCUAGCCAGAGAGUUAGGGGACAGUUGCCUGCAGUACUGGGGAGGAAUGGGCUUCACCAGUGACGUGCUGGUCAGCAGAUUCUAUAGGGACUCCAGACUGAUGUCAAUCGGGGCAGGCGCCGAUGAGGUCAUGCUCUCAAUCAUCUGCAAGUACAUGGACACCCUACCCAAAAAAUGACACCAAUGGUACAUCUGUGUUGAUGAUAACGAAGUGCACUUAAAAUAGCUUAGAAAACUAAAUUAAUAUAGUUUAAAAAACUUGUGAAGACUAUUCAAUUUAAAAUUGAAAGAACAUGAAUUUAUAACCUGUUGCCUUGAUAAGCUUGUCUGACAAGCUUGUACAUAUGUUAAUUGUGAUUACUGUAGUCUGUCAUGUAAACCUUGUACUUAUUGUAUUAAGCCAUUUAUGCCAUGUAUAAACUGAAGCUGGUCAAUGAGCCUUUAUUUUAAAGAAAAAAAAAAUCAACUUCUGUGAUCAUGUUUUUCCCUUCUAGAAAAGGGAAAUGUUCUUCUGACCUCAGAACAGUACUCACACAAACCAUUAAAAGCUUUUUAAUUUCUAGCAGA
This is a messenger RNA of Colossoma macropomum (tambaqui), 1737 nucleotides long. RefSeq lists its product as uncharacterized. The record is from RefSeq and is a predicted model, not a curated record. Gene Ontology annotation, molecular function: acyl-CoA dehydrogenase activity; flavin adenine dinucleotide binding. Lineage: Eukaryota; Metazoa; Chordata; Actinopteri; Characiformes; Serrasalmidae. Gene Ontology annotation, biological process: fatty acid beta-oxidation using acyl-CoA dehydrogenase. The transcript has 9 exons. Bases 20 to 1348 code for a protein of 442 amino acids.